CGCUUGCUAAAAUGAUUUCCCCAAUGACUUGCUUGUUCUUAAAAUUCCCCAAUGUCAAGCUUAACCCCAAGCCCUUACUUAAUUGUGACAAUAGGACCCCCUUUUCCCUGGAGUCAUGAAUUCAAGUCCCACCCUUGCCAAAAAGUAGAAAUUGCCCCUGACCUAAAAUUUUGAAAUAUCCUCUUUAAUCUAAGGUGUCAUUUGUCCAUUGAUUAAAGUGUCACACUAAAAUUUCAGAAUUUCUCCUGAUCCAAAAAUCUGAAAUGUCUCCAUUGUCUUAAAUUCCAAAAUGUUCCUUUCUCGACCUUACCCAAAGUAGAAAUCGUCCCCCUUAGCCAAAGUAGAAGUCACCUGCAUUUUUGAUGAUGUCAUCAAUCCCCCAGCCUCCAAGAUGCACAUUGCUAACUGUUGAUUUAUUUUGCAUGUAUAUUGUAUUCGAUGGUGCUAACUCUCUGUUUUCCGUAACCCCAGUGUUCCUUACAGGACCCGAUGGCUGUAACCUCUUCAUCUACCACCUGCCCCAAGAGUUUGGUGACCCAGAGCUGGCUCAGAUGUUUAUGCCGUUCGGUAGUGUCAUCAGCGCUAAAGUCUACGUCGACCGUGCAACAAAUCAGAGCAAAUGCUUCGGUGAGUAUUACGCUAUAAUAGUCAGCUGGUAUUUUAGUCCUGUUUGGUAUUAACGGUCUUAGUAUCUAGUUUCUGCUGAUCACCCCCUCCUAUUUAUCCCAUCAUUGUGUUUGAAGAGGUGUGGCUCUGCCAAGGGGGAGGGGGUGAAAAAAAUACAGAAGACUUGAUACAGGACUAGGUAUAGAAG
Molecule: messenger RNA, 814 nt
Organism: Owenia fusiformis
Lineage: Eukaryota; Metazoa; Annelida; Polychaeta; Sabellida; Oweniidae
Source: the annotation of a GenBank genome assembly